Molecule: messenger RNA, 1331 nt
Organism: Drosophila kikkawai
Lineage: Eukaryota; Metazoa; Arthropoda; Insecta; Diptera; Drosophilidae
Product: protein groucho-like
Biological process (GO): regulation of DNA-templated transcription; negative regulation of canonical Wnt signaling pathway
Cellular component (GO): transcription regulator complex; nucleus
Molecular function (GO): transcription corepressor activity; protein binding
Source: RefSeq, a predicted model, not a curated record
AAUUGUUGUAUUCAGAUCGAACAUUCAAAAAAAUCCAGAAAAAUGGACAGACUUUUCAGUCCCGACGAGAUGCUGCGUAGAAAACAGAGAACGCUUAAUACAGCUAUGCGGGAUCUGGAUCUUGCGGCCGAUCCCUCGCAGAGCGUUAAUUCUAAACAAAUAAUUUCGCAGGGAGCACCUGCAACCGGCCAUCGGGGGAGAGUGUAUAGGCUGCCCACGUACUACAGACGACGACCAUCAAAGCGAAUAUGUCCAAACCAACGACAAACAGAUGGAAAACCUGGGUACUCUUUUUAUACCAAUGAUGAGGGUAGCCUACAGCCGGUGCCGUUUCCGCCGGAUGCGUUGGUCGGUGUUGGUAUCCCCAGGCACGCCCGUCAGAUCAACACACUGUCGCACGGAGAAGUUGUCUGUGCGGUCACCAUCUCCAAUCCCACAAAAUACAUUUACACGGGCGGCAAGGGGUGCGUGAAGGUGUGGGAUAUCUCGCAGCCGGGCAACAAGAAUCCAGUCAGCCAGUUGGAUUGCCUGCAGCGCGACAACUACAUCCGCUCGGUGAAGCUACUGCCCGACGGACGCACGUUGAUUGUGGGCGGCGAGGCCUCUAACCUGUCCAUCUGGGACCUGGCCAGCCCAACGCCACGCAUCAAGGCCGAACUGACCUCGGCGGCGCCUGCCUGCUACGCCCUGGCCAUUAGCCCAGACUCGAAGGUGUGCUUCUCAUGCUGCAGCGAUGGCAACAUUGCCGUGUGGGAUCUGCACAACGAAAUCCUGGUCCGUCAGUUCCAGGGCCACACCGACGGCGCCUCGUGCAUUGACAUCAGUCCGGAUGGCUCCAGGCUGUGGACGGGAGGCUUGGACAAUACGGUGCGCUCCUGGGAUCUGCGCGAGGGUCGCCAGCUGCAGCAGCACGACUUUAGCUCUCAAAUAUUCUCGCUCGGCUACUGUCCCACAGGCGACUGGCUGGCUGUGGGUAUGGAGAACUCGCACGUUGAGGUGCUGCACGCAUCGAAACCGGACAAGUAUCAACUGCAUCUGCACGAGAGCUGCGUUCUGUCGCUGCGCUUUGCCGCCUGCGGCAAAUGGUUUGUUUCCACCGGCAAAGACAACCUGCUUAACGCAUGGCGAACACCUUACGGUGCCAGCAUAUUCCAGGCGAAGGAAACCUCAUCCGUACUUAGCUGCGACAUAUCCACUGAUGGCAAAUAUAUUGUGACGGGUUCAAACGAUAAGAAGGCUAGUGUCUACAAAGUCAGUUAUUAAAUCCAUAAAAUCCAUACAAUAAUAAUAUUGUGAAAUUGAUAUAAAGCAACGCCAUUAAUAGUAAAAAA